This is a messenger RNA of Aspergillus caelatus, 432 nucleotides long. RefSeq lists its product as uncharacterized. Bases 1 to 432 code for a protein of 143 amino acids. The record is from RefSeq and is a predicted model, not a curated record. The transcript has a single exon. NCBI's taxonomy places the organism in Eukaryota, Fungi, Ascomycota, Eurotiomycetes, Eurotiales, Aspergillaceae.
AUGAAAUCCACCCUUAUCUACGGAGUCUCCCUACUCAGCCUCCUCCCUACAACCUUCGCUGACUUCCACAUUAACAACGUGUACAACAGCGUUGUCACUUCCGGCAGCAGUCAGCAGCACUGGACCUCAUAUGUUGCCUGUCCCUCCAACUACUGGAACUGCAAAUGCAUGGCCAACAAUGAUCGCGCCGGUCAUCUAGUUGAUGGCGACCUUGGUAGCUCAUUCUUCUCGAUCGAAGCUGGUUUCUGCGGCAUGGAAAAGAUGAACUUCUAUCAGGACGGCGGUGAAUACAAGAUCUACAUUGAUGGUGGUGAUGGUUCCGAAGUUGGAACAUGCUAUCAAAACAAUGAAAGCAAGGAGUGCGCAAUCUUCGGGGGGUCUGCUUACACCGGUGGAGGGAUGGUCUGCAUUACCUAUGCGUGCAACCCAUAG